This is a messenger RNA of Hydractinia symbiolongicarpus, 6134 nucleotides long. RefSeq names its product tight junction protein ZO-1-like. Gene Ontology annotation, molecular function: cell adhesion molecule binding. The record is from RefSeq and is a predicted model, not a curated record. Gene Ontology annotation, cellular component: plasma membrane; bicellular tight junction. The coding region runs from base 293 to 5179 and encodes 1628 amino acids. Gene Ontology annotation, biological process: cell-cell junction organization; protein localization to cell-cell junction; cell-cell adhesion. The transcript is spliced from 25 exons. NCBI's taxonomy places the organism in Eukaryota, Metazoa, Cnidaria, Hydrozoa, Anthoathecata, Hydractiniidae.
ACGGAGAAGAAACAUAGCGUUUUCGUGAUUAUGGUGUGACAGGGAGUAAAUAAUAUUUAAUGUUAAGCUAAGCAGUUCUUAAACUUUACUAUGUUACGUAUUUACGUGUUUUGUGCAUGAUAUUUUUUUAACAGUUCCUAGAAUUAUAUUGAGAAUAAAUCAUACAUCAAGUCCGGCAAAAUAUAAACAACACCUUAGAUUUUACAAGCUGGCUGGCUAGCCACUUGCUGGAGAGCUAAUCGUAACCGUACGUCAAGACAAUACAGGUUUAAAAUUAAUAAAGUCGAACAAAAUGCCAGCGCCAACUAUAUCGACAAAUACAAGCAUGCAGCAUGAAGAUGGCUGGGAAGUUUUGACAGUUGUACUUGAAAAGUCAAGUGCACGUCAAGGCUUUGGAAUUGCAAUAUCAGGAGGAAAAGAUAAUCCUCAUUUUAAAACUGGUGAUGUAUCAAUUAUUGUGUCAGAUAUCGUAGAGGGAAGUGCUGCAGAUGGCGUGCUUAGAGCUGGAGAUAAACUAAUAUCGGUAAAUGAAAGAUUAGUCCAUGGUGGAACACAUCACGAUGCUGUACAAGCAUUAAAAGCUGCAGGAAUGCAAGCAAGAAUGGAAAUAAAACGACCUGUACCAUACAAGUCUAAAUCGAAAGACAGAAAUGAACAUUUAAACCCUGCUGACAGUAGCACACCCAAGGGGUCACCAAAAACAGAAGAGCGAGGAAGAGAAAGGAAAAAACCGAAGGAAAUGGAUAAAGAACAUGGAGAAAGACAUAGAAGUAGUCGUAGUAGAAGUCGUGGAAGAGAAGGUGAAAAUGGUGAGCCUCGCCGAAGUCGUAGCCGAAGCAAAGGCAGAGAAGGUGAAGAUGGUGAAAAACGAAGAAGCAGAAGCAAAAAUAGGGAAGAGGGAGAGAAUGGAGAGAAACCAAGGCGUAGUCACAGCAGACAUCGAGAAGAGGGGGAAGAAGGUAAAGAACGUCCUAAACGCCCAGGUAGAAGCAAAUCUAGGAGUAGAGACGAUUUAACACGAUCUAAAAGUAAAGAAUCUCUUCACCGUAGCAAGAGCAAAAGUAAAGAAAAUUUGAAUGGGCUACCACCAAAUGCAGAGACUCAUACUAUUGUGUUGGAACGUGGAAAUCAAGGGUAUGGAUUUUCUUUGGGACAACAGAUAUUUAUUCGAGAUUUGGCAAAGGAAAGUCCUGCAGCGAAAGCGGAAAAUCUUGAUAAAGGAGAUAUUUUACACGAGCUUAAUGGAACACCAGUAGCCAACUUAAAGAUAUCAGAAUGUAUAGAUAUUAUAAAAACAGCUACGGAACAAUUAACACUAACAAUUAUAAAGAAACCAAAAGAGUCAAGUAAAGACGUAACAGAUAGCAAAACUAAAAGUGCAAAACCUACAAGACCUAUAGAAGCUCCUGAAGCAAGGGGUAAUUUAGGAAGGGGAAAAAAUAAACAUGAAGAAAAAACUGAAGAAAAACACAAGGAGGAAACACCUCAUGAAAAUGUUAAGGAACGUCCACGACAACCUACUCCUCCAAGCGAACCUCUAAAUGAGACGAAUGGCUCGUGGUCGCAGUCAUCACCAACAAAACAAUAUUCGACAGACGAUGCACGACCUAGUGACGAAAUUGAAACUAUGGACUUGAAACUGGAGAGACUAAAACCAGGAAUGAAAUUUGAAAGAAGACUAUCCAUGUUGCCAAAUGCUCGCGUUAUAUCGUUCCAUAAAACUGGCAGCGUGGGUAUCCAAGUGGCAGGUGGAAAUAACGUUGGGAUAUUUGUUGCAGCAAUUCGACCAGACAGUGCAGCAGCAAAAGAAGGAUUAAAACCAGGAGAUCAAAUUAUCAUGUGCAACGAAAUUGACUUUGAAGACAUAACACGAGAGGAAGCUGUACUCAUUCUGUUAGCUUUACCAGACGAUGUUUCACUUGUUGUGGAGAGCAAGAAAGAUACUUUUGACAAAAUCAAGAAAGAUCUAGGAGACAACUUUUUUAUAAGAGUCAAUUUUGAUCAUGCUGACAAGUCAAGUAGUAAUGAGUUGAUGUUCCGCAAAGGUGAAAUAUUUAACGUUCGUGACACCAUGUAUCAAGGACUGAUUGGUUACUGGCAAGCUCAAAAAGUCGGCCGAAGUGGACAGAUGUUAGAGCGUGGAAUUCUGCCAAACAAAUCAAGAGCUGAGCAGUUGGCUAUUGCUCAAAAAAUGGAAGAACGACAAGCGACUUUACCUGGUCGGAAAUUAAAAAGAAAAGGUUCAAUUGGUGGAACACUUAAAAGACAGAAGUUUGUUUCACAAGACCGUUUAGAUGAAUCUUCGUUUGCUGAAGGUGUUCAAAUCCCAGCCUAUGAGAGAGUGGUGUUGAAGAUUGCUGAUUUUAUGAGACCAGUUGUUAUCCUUGGAGGUCUAGCUGAUUUGGUUCGCUUAUAUCUUUUGGACGAUUUACCAGACCGCUUUGAUGUACCUACGCCGUUAGACGUCGGUGGAAGUCGCCCUUACGACGAUUCUAUUAAAUUGUCCGAAAUUCGCAAUGUUAUCACUAAAAACAAGCAUUGUUUACUCGACACCACUCCCGAGGGAAUUGAAAUGCUAAUGUAUGCUCAACUCUGCCCUAUAGUGGUACUAUUAAAAUCCCCCAGUAGAGGAGCUGUAAGGGAAAUGAGAGAAUCAUUGGUGAACUUAUUAAAGAAUUCGCCGAGUCCGUCUCGACCACCAGGCUUUAACGGCGAUCCGUUAUCAUCCAAGCAAGUAAAACGUGUCUUUUCAAAUGCAAAGAAAUUGGAAGAAUUUUACCCGCAUAUCUUUACUGCGAAGAUUAACACGCACGUGCAGGGACAAGACAUUCACCAGCAUGAAUUUUAUCAUAAACUUAAGGAUAUUAUUUUCAAUCAACAAGCACAAUCCGCAUGGAUGCCAGAAGAAAAGCCUGCUGAUUUCCUCGAUGACAUGGUCUUCCAUCCGAUCAACAUUGAUGGGAUUGGUAAUGAUACUGAUACAGAAGGCGAAAGUACAACCUCGUCACCAGUCUUAGCAAGAAAGCAUUACGAAGAAGAAAGUCCUCUUCCAUCACCAACUGAACACUCGGCAUUUGCCCCUCCCGUGGUUGAAACAACAGAGCCGAAGAAGCACUACCAUGAAAAAUCGAAAGAUCGGAAACACAGAGAUCGUGAGGGAUCCUCUGAUAGGGAGCAUCGUCGAAGUCGUCAUGAUAGGCGAGACAAACACGAUAAGCAUGAAGAAGAUGCACCUCCGAGCUUUAAACCGGAAGAGCCACCGCGUCGCUAUGAGGUCCAUGAUUAUAGGGAACCCCCAAGACGUGACUUGGACGAUAGCAGGGACUAUCAAGACGAUAGUAGAGAUUAUCGAGACGGUAGGGAUUAUCGUGAGGAGAAGAGGGGUUUGCCAGACAACAGUAGGAAUUAUCAAGACGAAAGUAGAAGAGAAGACAGUAGAAAUUAUCGAGAAGACGGUAGAAAUUAUCGAGAAGACAGCAGAGAUUAUCGAGAAGACAGCAGAGAUUAUCGAGAAGAUAGCGGAGAUUAUCGAGAUGACAGCAGAGAUUAUCAAGAUGACAGCUACAGAGAUUAUCGUAACGAUUAUAAAGAACCACCUAGGCAUGGUCAAGAAUCUCCCCGUGAUUAUGGUGCCCCUUCUGUUAAUCGUGAAAUUAAACGAACUGUUGAAGAACACGUAUCUGUUGCGUACGAAACAAAAGUGCAUGCAGUACCACACAAUGAGACCACUGACUUCAUGUAUGGAAGUGGCCCGCAAGAACCAGGGGAGGAUCUUCCAGUCCUUAUGGAUCCCAACUACGAAAUGCCGAAAAUUAUACCUGACUCCCCUCCUUCAAGAGAGGCACCAGAGGUUAAACCUAAACCCUCCUCGAAUGCUAUUAGAGUAUUUCCAAACGAGUUGAAGAAUGAAUUCAGCAUGGAGGAAAAACGACGUUCGUUGAAGAAGAUUCCAGAUUAUAAUGACAACCCUUUAAAGGACUACGACGAGCGUGCGGGGGUUAAGGUAUCCGAUGUAUGGAACAUCGAACGCACAAACUCGCCAAAGAGAUCAUAUCAAGAACAGGAUGAUCUGCCACCAUAUCGACCUCCACCCCCUGCUCAAGAAGAAGUGCCAACAAAAGUGAUGACGCUGCAAGAAAGGAUGAGCAAAUUCCAACAGAAAGUCACCGCCCAACCCAAGAAGCAACCGCCUCCAGUAGAUGAUGACGCACCACCUGCCAGACCUGCUGCUCCUCGGAACUACAUUAUUGAUACUAGGCGCGGUGCCCAAAAACAAGACCAGUACGCGCAAAACAGUUACAGGCCAUCAGCUCAGUUUGCCGAAGUCACUCGUAUCACACCAAGAGCAAAACCUAUUGAGGAGCCAUACGUCAACAUUCGUGAAACUUCAAAUGUGCACUCGGCGCCGGAUUCUAGAUACGCUGGGUAUGAUUACGUGAACCCAAAACAGCACGCACGAUCCCCUUCCCCUGAUAAUCACACGUACGAUUACCCUCGUCCACCACGCGACGAUUACCGCACAGCUCAAGACGACCCACACUAUAGACACCCCCCCCCAUCAAGGUAUGAUGGCUACAGUGUCCCUCCAUCGUCACGUAAUGAUGGGUACAGCGUACCUUCUUUUAAUGAUAAGCGAAAGUCUUUCGAGGAUGAUUAUUACCCUCCUUACCAACUCCCCCGCACUGACAAUCCAGUUAGAAAUGGACACGACGCACGAAUACCACAGACGAACGAGGGGGAAGACGAACCCAUUGUAAUCGCAACAGCACGUGGGAUGUUCGAUCACCGUGGUGGUUUACUAGAAUCCGCAGAAACAAAUGUAAGCAUAUACAUCCCGGCUGGCGCUCUACCGGAAGGACGAAAACAGGAAGUGUACUUUAAAGUCUGCCAAGAUAGUAAAUACAUGCCACCAUUAGAUUCCCGAAGUGGUGAAACUCUUUUAAGUCCGUUGGUUAUGUGUGGACCACAUGGUUUGAAAUUCCGCAAACCAAUCGAACUUCGUCUACCUCAUAAGGGCGCAAGUAAUGACAGCAUGGCGUUUUCGUUGAAAUCUUCGGAUAGUCCAGUUGGUCAUCCAGGACAUUGGAAAAAUGUGAAAUUAGGUGGAAAAGAUCUUGAUUCUGGACGUGCGUACCAAGUUACCGAUGAUACUGUGUCAGUUUUAGUGGACCAUUUUUAAUAAACCGCCAACGUUCGUUCAAGCUUAUUGUGAAUAACUUUAUAAUAAUCUCCCAAUUGAAGAUAUGUAAAAAAUGAUCUAUUUUUAUAUUUCCUUUGAUUUGAAUUCUAACUACUCAUAAUCUCUUUUUCAUUUUUUUAUGCAUCCGUACGCAUGCGUGGUCUUGUUUUUGUCUCAUUUAUCUUCCUCUGUUAUUAGUAUCUGCGAACAAACUGGGCUAUAGAUAAUAAAGUAGGUUUUCGCUGCGAAGUAAUUCAGUUAUAACAAAACCACGGGGGAUUGAAAAUUAAUCUUAAUUUUUUUCUAGAAAGGAUAAUAAAUUCACAUUAACGUUAAAUUAUUGUAAAACGCAUUCAACGCAUGUACUUUACUUUAGAACGCAAUCUCAUUCCCAUGUUUCUGGAUACCAUAUGCUUCGUGGAUAAGGUCAUACCUAAAAAUAUGGGAUUGAGGUUGCGUGCAUUUAUUUGGAAGCAUAUUUUUAGUUUAUUGAUUGUAUUGUUCUGUAUUUUAUAAAUGUAUUUACGGUUAUUUUAAUGUGUAGCGGUAAUGAAUAUUUCCCAUUUUUUAUGGGCUUAAUAACUCGUAAUACUAUUCUUCUUUGAUGUUUACAAGGUAAUCAACAUUUUUACCAGGGCUUCUUUUCGCCUUCUCAGAUAGUCGGAAAGAAAAAAAUAUUCUGGGGCGAGGCUAAAACAAUGCACGUCACAUUACGUAAUUGGGUGAUAUACUUGGUUGAGGUAUUAAAUACUUGGUUUCAAUACUACUUGUACCUUGAAAAAGGUUAUAUAUCUGAUUGUAUUAUUAGGAAUAGAUAAUGUAUAGUUUUUACCACCAUUUUUUGAUUUCAAAUCUGUACAAUGUAUCUUAGAAUGUGUACCCAUGGUCAACUUUGUAAAAACUCUUCUGUGGUGAAUGUUAACUUUUUGAUACGAAAAUUUACUUUUAUUCUACA